This is a messenger RNA of Giardia duodenalis, 999 nucleotides long. Its product is annotated as GARP-like protein 2. The coding region runs from base 1 to 999 and encodes 332 amino acids. NCBI's taxonomy places the organism in Eukaryota, Fornicata, Diplomonadida, Hexamitidae. The transcript has a single exon. The record is from RefSeq and is a predicted model, not a curated record. Gene Ontology annotation, molecular function: DNA binding; DNA-binding transcription factor activity. Gene Ontology annotation, biological process: regulation of DNA-templated transcription.
AUGGAGAGAAGAUUGAUCGAUGAGUCUGACGCAACCAUUGAUGACCAAAGCACGGGGUUAAUGGAGCACACCACACCCAUGCCAACUAGUCUUUAUUCUGAGGAGCUGAGAAAGCUGCUGCCGAAAGACUGCUUUUUCAUUUCACGGAGUGUAUUCCAGAAGAACUUCCUCUCAGUCUGCAAGUCGCUCAAGCGCUCUUCACAACCAGCUAGUAAAGGGAUAAAUCCUUCUGUCUCCUUUAGAUAUUUGGAGUUGAUGCCGUUUAGAGCUGAGUUGAGAGCCUCGGAGGAAGACCAUCAAUCUGCUCAUGCGGAGGGAGCAGUUGAGGAGAAUACUAGACAUCCUCAGUAUUAUGGCAAGGGAGGUGUUAUGACGUCAUCUUCUCCGACCUAUACUUACGCCUCCGACCUAGAGCCCAACACCACGAUUGCAUCUGCAUCUAUACUCUCGCCCGUACCUAUCAGCAAAAGCAAGGCCAUCAACGGCGUCUCUGAAAAGAGUCAUUCCAAGCUAAACAACGUACCUCUUAGAGGCCUUGAGGUUUCCUCUAAGCGCAACGAAAGGACAUGCAAGGCAUCCAGCCGCAUUGUUUGGACUCCAGAAAUGAAUGACCUCUUUGUGCGAGCAUACAACAGCAUCAUCGGGGAGGUCCCUACACCCGUUAGGAUCCUCCGCUUUAUGAGCCCUUUUUACCCUGAUCUCACGCAGAAACACGUUCAAUCUAAAUUACAAAAAUAUCGCCUUCAGAACAAAUUAAAGGCCUCCCUCAGUUGUCAAUCUGCUAGUCACUCUCGUCUGCAAGCACAACGGCCACGUACCAGUGGCGUUGACGGUGAGAUCCAUGCUAUCACCCCACCUCCCACAUAUCUAUCAGGGACCACAAGACUGUUUUCUGGACUAGACUCUAUGGCACCACAACCUUUAAACUCGUCUACUGUGGGCCUCAUCUGUGCAGCUGACACGACAGAGGUUCCACAAACAGGGUCUUGGUAUUCUUAG